Molecule: messenger RNA, 1144 nt
Organism: Lentinula edodes (shiitake mushroom)
Lineage: Eukaryota; Fungi; Basidiomycota; Agaricomycetes; Agaricales; Omphalotaceae
Product: RTA1 like protein-domain-containing protein
Exons: 10
Coding region: 102-1019 (305 amino acids)
Cellular component (GO): plasma membrane; fungal-type vacuole
Source: RefSeq, a predicted model, not a curated record
UGUCAUCCCCGGCUGCCCCCUGUCUACCGGUUAUACAUCGUGGCCCGUUUGGUAUAAAGACGUCCCCUGGGCCCCAGAUAAUAGCAACCUCAUUUCCGCUGAUGGAAUCCCUUAUCCCGAUACUCGCUACGAGAUCGCGCGAUCUCAACAGUUUCUACGGAUAUGUACCCACAGAAUGGAUUUGCAUACUCUUUGUUGUUCUGUAUGCGCUCAGCACUGCAAUCCAUUUCGGUCAAGCAUGCUGGUAUCGUGUCUGGUGGAUGAUUCCAACUGCGUGUGUUUGUGGUAUACUCGAAAUCUUGGGCUGGGCCGCAAGGAUGUGGUCUAGUCAUUCGCCUGGUCUGGCUGAGCCUUAUGAGAUGCAAAUUACCUGUACCAUUCUCGGGCCAACUCCUCUGAUUGCGGCUACAUUCGUUAUACUGGGAACAGUCAUCGAACAACUAGGGUCCUCAUACAGCCGAUUGAGUCCAAGGAUGUAUACUGUGUUCUUCUUCAGUGCUGAUGUGAUUUCUUUGAUUGUUCAAGCUGUGGGAGGAGCCAAGGCUGCUGGGGCAGUGGCUCAAAACACGAGCCCCGUUUCGGGAGGUCAGAUCAUGCUCGGCGGUAUUGCCUUUCAACUCGCCGUGAUCACUGUGUAUCUCCUGUGUGGCGCAGAAUUUUUUUACCGAUACUUGAGGGAUCAGCCCCUCCGAGACCCUGGAACGUUGCAUGAAGGAAACAUUCGACGAGGUGCAUUGAGCAAAAGAUUGCAAGUACAGGCGGGUGGUUUAAUGUUCAUGACAAUCUGUUUGUGGAUUCGGUCUGUUUAUCGAACGAUAGAGCUUGCGGACGGUUGGACUGGCAGAAUCAUCACGACCCAAAUAUACUUCAAUGUUCUGGACGGUGCCAUGGUCACUCUUGCGAUUUUCACCUUGAACUUCGCACAUCCUGGCUUGCUUUUGAGCGAACCUGGGAAACCUGGUCUUCAAUCGGUCGACGAGGGGAAAGAUUCGAUUGAGGAGAAAGUAUCCUUGCAUUAGAGAUCGCUCAUGAUAUGUAUCUACUACUGUAUACUACAAUAAUCACAUUGACAUUGUUCCCGUUGUGACCCGUCUAUCUAUAAUACCCACUUUGAAGUAAAGAAUGAACAAGUCCAGACUACGAG